This is a messenger RNA of Fusarium verticillioides 7600, 2406 nucleotides long. RefSeq lists its product as hypothetical. The transcript has 3 exons. The record is from RefSeq and is a predicted model, not a curated record. Lineage: Eukaryota; Fungi; Ascomycota; Sordariomycetes; Hypocreales; Nectriaceae. Gene Ontology annotation, cellular component: Golgi membrane; endoplasmic reticulum membrane. The coding region runs from base 264 to 1499 and encodes 411 amino acids. Gene Ontology annotation, molecular function: UDP-galactose transmembrane transporter activity; UDP-glucose transmembrane transporter activity. Gene Ontology annotation, biological process: UDP-galactose transmembrane transport.
UGUAUGGAUGUGACUGUGGCUGGUUGGUUCCGCUUGUACCUAGUGGGGCAUCUUUGUCUCAUGGUUAAUUGAUGAAGCCAACUUGUCAGUUUGGUCCGUCCAUCAUGGCAACUUGUGAUUGAUUUAAUUAACCAUUUUUCCGGUUCUUGUCUUCGCUCUCUACACUUCUUAAUCCUCUCCUUAAGACUUCUUUUUCUGAUUUAUUCACCAGUUUCUUAUCCCCUCAGGCUUUUUCCAUAUUUUCCCCCUUGAAGAUCCUGGGAAUGGCACGCUCUAAGCAACCAGCUAUCAAGCGCGAGGCAUCCUCAGAGUUCUUCAAUAAGACCACUGCAACAUGGGAGGAUACUAAUGGAUCACAAAAGAGCCCUUCCAAUGGAAACCUUACGAAUAAGGUCUUGCCUGUUUCCGUGUCUGCGCAAGAGGCUGGGCUCUUCCAGCUUGUCAUCGCCGUCACUGGAAUCUAUGCUUCAUUCCUCACCUGGGCUUAUCUUCAAGAGAAGCUCACUACAAAACCAUAUGGUCCCGUCGACGCCCCAGAAGUCUGGCACUUCCCCGUCUUCCUCAACACCAUCCAGUCCGUCUUCGCCGCCAUCGUAGGCGCUGUCUAUCUCUAUGUCUCGACGCCCAGCAACGCCGCCGUUCCUCCUAUUGUCCCCUCGCGCCGCAUCCUUGGGCCUCUCGCGCUUGUUGCUGUCACGAGCAGCCUCGCGAGCCCUUUUGGCUACGCAUCACUUGCCCAUAUCGACUAUAUCACGUUCCUCCUUGCCAAGAGCUGCAAGUUGCUACCUGUCAUGUUCCUUCACAUCACUGUCUUUCGCCGUCGAUAUCCGCUGUACAAGUAUCUCGUGGUUUCGGCCGUGACCCUCGGCGUCGCUGUCUUCACGCUGCACUCUGGAAAGAAGAAGGGCAGCAAGGUCCGACCUGACGAUGCAAGCACAGCAUGGGGCCUGUUAUUGCUGGGUAUCAACCUCCUCUUCGAUGGGUUGACAAACAGCACUCAGGACCAUAUCUUCCAGGCAUUCCGACCGUACUCGGGCCCUCAGAUGAUGUGCGCCAACAACAUCAUGAGCACUAUUGUCACGGGUACCUACUUGAUCGUCAGCCCUUGGUUGGUCGCUACAGGUCUCGGAGAGUGGUUUGGCAUGGACGUCGCUGGCAACGCGGGUGAGCUCAAGGCUGCUUUGGAUUUUAUGGCUCGUUAUCCCGCUGUCUGGAAAGAUGUUCUCGGUUUCGCUGCAUGCGGUGCUGUCGGUCAGGUCUUUAUCUUCUACACGCUGUCUACAUUCUCAUCCGUUCUUCUCGUCACUGUCACUGUAACACGCAAAAUGUUCACCAUGAUACUAUCUGUUCUCGCUUUCGGACACCGGCUCACCCAGAUGCAGUGGCUUGGUGUCGCGCUUGUAUUCGGCGGCAUCGGCGUUGAGGCUGGUAUCGCGCGACAGGAGAAGAUGGCCAAGGAGGCUGCUAAGGCACAGCAAAACGGCAAGAAGGAGCUGUAAAUGCAUCUCACUGAUUCUCUUUGUUAUUGUGCGAUAGAAUACAAUAUGUAUAAUGGCUCGAAGGGGGCACAGCCGAAAGAAAUUAGGAGUAUAUCGUGUUUAAGGGGCGUUUGCAGGCAUUGAUUAAACCAAUCCCAACCCCUCAUGGUAAUUCAGGGUAAAUGCCCGAGUGCAUCUGCUUUGAAAACGUACACUUCAUAAUCUAUCACAUAGAAGAAACGAGGGCCGAUACGAUGUGUAAUCUGUUUGAUUAACACCUAGGUAGAUAAGCACUAUGUAAAGCCUUCUUCACACGGUCUUGCUGUACCAAGAACCCUUUUGCUUCCUGGGGAAAAACGCCGUGAUGCUAUAACCCAACACAGUAACUCGUCUUUUCCUUAGCAACACCUGUACAUGCACAACCCCUUUCCAUGACUGGGUAUUUGAGCCCUCCCAAUGAUUCCCCUUGGGGUACCUGAAGCCAUACGCCACUUGUAUUUCGUUGUCCAAAACGGACAAAGCGAGAACCAAAAAUAAAACUGAAACAAGAGUGACAAGACCGAAUGUCUUCGUCUAUAUUACACUAGGUCAUCGUGAACCCAUCCGACGCCAUGCGCUGUGCACUGCUGAAAAAGAAGGAGAGAGAAAAAGCGAAUGGUUGGUAUGAGGAGGACAUAACGAUUGGAGAAGAUCGGUGACAAAGAAGAUGUAUUUGGUUAUUUGCGUGUCAUCGUACGGAAGGCUGAGAGACCAUCCGGAAUCGAGGGUCGGAUGGAGUGCAGUUAAAACCCUGCCCUGUUGCUAAAACGCCCCUGAAAUGCUGUGGUUCAUAUUGUAGAACAGCGAAUAGGAUGUAUAAAAUGAAAACAAUAGCGAUAGUAAUUCGUCGUACUUCUUCCCUUGGAAAUUGGUUUGUUCGGCUUGACAG